Molecule: messenger RNA, 1742 nt
Organism: Pan troglodytes (chimpanzee)
Lineage: Eukaryota; Metazoa; Chordata; Mammalia; Primates; Hominidae
Product: putative postmeiotic segregation increased 2-like protein 3
Exons: 10
Coding region: 184-978 (264 amino acids)
Biological process (GO): somatic hypermutation of immunoglobulin genes; mismatch repair; regulation of DNA-templated transcription
Cellular component (GO): MutLalpha complex
Molecular function (GO): ATP hydrolysis activity; ATP-dependent DNA damage sensor activity
Source: RefSeq, a predicted model, not a curated record
AUCUGCCCUGGGAGAAUCGUAGUAAUGCAGGAACAGUCUGCAGGGAUUCUCUGCUGCUGCCUCAGUUGCUAGGGGAAGAGACUGGGCCUUAGCAGGCCGGAGCACUCGUGACUUCAGUGACCUGCUUCUGCCCCUCUAGGUCUAUCAGCCACAGUCUCUGCAUGUUUCCAAGAGCAGCAGAAAAUGAACACAUUGCAGGGGCCAGUGUCAUUCAAAGAUGUGGCUGUGGAUUUCACCCAGGAGGAGUGGCAGCAACUGGACCCUGAUGAGAAGACAACAUACGGGGAUGUGAUGUUGGAGAACUACAGCCAUCUAGUUUCUGUGGGGUAUGAUUAUCACCAAGCCAAACAUCAUCAUGGAGUGGAGGUGAAGGAAGUGGAGCAGGGAGAGGAGCCGUGGAUAAUGGAAGGUGAAUUUCCAUGUCAACAUAGUCCAGAACCUGCUAAGGCCAUCAAACCUAUUGAUCGGAAGUCAGUCCAUCAGAUUUGCUCUGGGCCAGUGGUACUGAGUCUAAGCACUGCAGUGAAGGAGUUAGUAGAAAACAGUCUGGAUGCUGGUGCCACUAAUAUUGAUCUAAAGCUUAAGGACUAUGGAGUGGAUCUCAUUGAAGUUUCAGACAAUGGAUGUGGGGUAGAAGAAGAAAACUUUGAAGGCUUAACUCUGAAACAUCACACAUGUAAGAUUCAAGAGUUUGCCGACCUAACUGAGGUUGAAACUUUCGGCUUUCAGGGGGAAGCUCUGAGCUCACUGUGUGCACUGAGCGAUGUCACCAUUUCUACCUGCCAUGCAUCGGUGAAGGUUGGGACUCGACUGGUGUUUGAUCACGAUGGGAAAAUAAUCCAGAAAACCCCCUACCCCCACCCCAGAGGGACCACAGUCAGCGUGAAGCAGUUAUUUUCUACACUACCUGUGCACCAUAAGGAAUUUCAAAGGAAUAUUAAGAAGACGUGCCUGCUUCCCCUUCGCCUUCUGCCGUGAUUGUCAGUUUCCUGAGGCCUCCCCAGCCAUGCUUCCUGUACAGCCUGCAGAACUUCUGGCAUGGAAAAGCCCCCGUGCAACUGGUAAAGAUAUCAAUAAGCACCAGGAGGUAUCUAAAUCCACCAGGAGCCAUAGGCAUCACAUCGACGUCCAUUUACCAGUCUUCCCUGGCAAGAUUCUUCUGAAUUGUGCUGCCUUGACCAAAAGAGGUAUGGGAGGGGCUGGGCGCAGUGGCUUGUGCCUGUAAUCCCAACAUUUUGGGAAACCAAUUCAGGUGGAUCAUUAGAGGUCAGGGGUUCAAGACCAUCCUGGCCAACAUGGUGACAUCCCAUCUCUACUAAAAAUACAAUAAGUUAGCUGGGUUUGGUGUUGGGUGCCUGUAAUCCCAGCUACUCGAGAGGCUGAGGCAGGAUAAUCGCUUGAACCUGGGAGGAGGAGGUGGCAGUGAGCUGAGAUCGUGCCAUUGCACUCCAGUGUGGGCAACAAGAGUGAAACGUCGUCUCAAAAAAUAAAACAAAAGUCCGGGCGUGAUGGCUCACACCUGUAAUCCCAGCACUUUGGGAGGCCAAGACGGGUGGAUCACAAGGUCAGGAGUUCAAGACCAGCCUGGCCUAGAUGGUGAAACCCUGUCUCUACUAAAAAUACAAAUAUUAGCUGGGCAUGGUGGCAUGCACCUGUAAUCUCAGCUACUCAGAAGUCUGAUGCAGGAGAAUUGCUAAAACCCAGGAGGGAGAGGUUACAUUGAGCCAAGAUUGCACCACUGC